AUGAGAGCCCUGCUUUCCUUCCUCGGGGCCUUUGCCUUGUUAUCCAUGCUUUCUCCAGCUGCCUGUUCAACAAGAUACUACAGCUGCAGGAUGAAGUGCAACAUGGAUGAAUAUUCAGUUAGAUACUGCGAAGACUGGAGCAUCUGCUGUAAGACCAAGAAAUCAGAAAUUAAGAGAAAAAAGAAAUGGUGA
Messenger RNA from Dipodomys spectabilis (banner-tailed kangaroo rat), 192 nucleotides. Its product is annotated as beta-defensin 43-like. The transcript has 2 exons. The record is from RefSeq and is a predicted model, not a curated record. Lineage: Eukaryota; Metazoa; Chordata; Mammalia; Rodentia; Heteromyidae. Gene Ontology annotation, cellular component: extracellular region. Gene Ontology annotation, biological process: innate immune response. Bases 1 to 192 code for a protein of 63 amino acids.